Pectinophora gossypiella (pink bollworm) is the source of this 855-nucleotide messenger RNA. RefSeq lists its product as uncharacterized. Bases 1 to 855 code for a protein of 284 amino acids. Gene Ontology annotation, molecular function: odorant binding; olfactory receptor activity. Gene Ontology annotation, cellular component: plasma membrane. The record is from RefSeq and is a predicted model, not a curated record. Gene Ontology annotation, biological process: detection of chemical stimulus involved in sensory perception of smell; sensory perception of smell. The transcript is spliced from 4 exons. NCBI's taxonomy places the organism in Eukaryota, Metazoa, Arthropoda, Insecta, Lepidoptera, Gelechiidae.
AUGAAGAAGGACUAUGAAAUGGCCAAGUUAUUGCCUUUGGAAGAACGAGCGCUGGUAGUGAAAUACGCUAAAAGAGGGGUUUGGUUGGUCAAUAUCUGGUUUCUAAUAGUUGUUCUUACUAGUCUUUUAUUUCUAGUCAAGUCUUUUGCGCUGAUGUUCUACUAUUACGCCAUGGGGGAAACACAAUUAAUUGAAUUUUACGAACUGACAUAUCCAGAUGCUAUAGAGAAAGUCAAAUUUCACGUUGUACCGUAUGUUCUGCUUUAUGCGCUGCAGUGCUACAUAGACGUUUACAAUGUGGUCAUGUAUUCGGGUGUGGUACCUUUGGCGCCAAUGUUCAUAUUGCACGCGUGUGGUCAGUUAGAGUUGUUGAAAAUAAAAGUGAAACAGCUCAUAUCCGAAGGAGGGAGUGACCAAGAGAAAAAUUACAAUUUGAAAAUUAUCGUCAAGCAAUUACAGGAUAUAUACAGGUUCGUUGAGGAUAUUCAGACGGGUUUCAAAUUGUUAUAUGAACUGACUUUAAAAGGAACUGCUGUUAUGCUACCGAUCUUAGCCUAUGAAAUACUGGAGACUUUUGAUAGGGGUGGUGUUGAUCUGGAGUUUAUAACGUUGUUUGGUGCCACGUUUAUACUGAGCUACUGCCCGUGUUACUAUGGUGACUUGCUGAUUGAAAAGGCGGAGAGUUUCCGGACAGCGGUGUACAUGAGCGGGUGGGAGGGCGUGUGGGACAAGCGCGCGCGCACCACCAUACUGGUGAUCAUGACGCGCACGUUCCGCACCGUCGCCAUCCGCACCAUGUUCCGGAACCUCUGCCUCGACGCACUCACUGAUGUUAUUACUUUUACUUUUCUAUAA